Microdochium trichocladiopsis is the source of this 1965-nucleotide messenger RNA. RefSeq lists its product as uncharacterized. The record is from RefSeq and is a predicted model, not a curated record. Bases 1 to 1965 code for a protein of 654 amino acids. The transcript is spliced from 5 exons. NCBI's taxonomy places the organism in Eukaryota, Fungi, Ascomycota, Sordariomycetes, Xylariales, Microdochiaceae.
AUGGCGAUCCGCGUGGCCAAGGACGAAAAUCAGUCGCGUGUUCCCCACAUUGCGUCCAGCGUGGGCCGGAUGUUUUUGUGUAUUGCACAACUCAGACCGCAUGCCAACAGGCCACCGCAAAGCUUACAGACAAGCCAAGCCUCACUCAUUUGCUCCCCACCUUGCUACCCUGCUCCGUUCAAAUACCCCACUGCAGCCACCGGCUUUGCCACCCCGAUCGUCGCGGACGAGACUUGUCCUGAACAUCGAGCUUUUGAACGAUCAUCGUGGGCCCUGCCUAUUCUCAUCGCCAUGGAGUCUCUCUCGGCACGCAGGAUCCCUGACACGGUCUUGGCCGACUUCAGAGCGUCGGCCAUGAUGGCUGGAGUUGGCCCACUGAAUCCAAAGGACCAGCAACGCCCUUUGGACGGCAGAGUUUCCCAAAAGGCAUGCAUGGACCGCAUGCGAGCUCGAAUAGACCAAGCAUCAACCAAGUCCAGGUGGCGGCAACAAGAUACCUCGCUGUCCUCCACCUCGUCGUCCUCGUCAGCUUUUCGACGCCAAGCUGUGAAUCUCCAACGACAGUCAACGCAGCAGCAGCCAUCAUCCUCCUCCGACGCAGCAAAGCGCCCGGCCACUUUGUCUUACCAACACCAUGCCCACCAACAGAGCCUCGAUUCAUCUGGGACGGUCAUCGCCAUAGACGAUGACGCGGACCCGCUCGUGCACGAGGACGACGGCGCGUCCGCCGAUUCAUACGCAUACCAGCGCCUGCUUCCCUCGUCGGCGAAUGGGCCUGUCCACCAGCAGGUAGAAGGUGCUUUCGCGCUGUCCGAUCAGCUGGUGAUGGAAUACCUGCGCUCGCCACCAGAUGGCAGCGGCAGGCAACCCCGAUCCAAUAUUCGCGUUAGUGGGAGCUCGCAGUCUGCGAUAGGAGCCACGUAUGGCGACCACACGCAACAGCAGCAGCCUCGGCAGCACAACGUCGACGCAAGAACACAUGGAAUCACUGCCGGCACAGAGCACAGUCUACUGGGUCAGCAACAGCAGCAAGGCGCCGACGCUGGCGGCCACGAGGAAAGCGCCAUGCCGGACCACGACGAGAUGAUGGGCUUCGGUGCGGCCAUGGAGGAGUGGGCCGCGCAGAACCUGAUGCAGGUGCGAAGUAGCGGCGACAGCAGCGGUAGCGGUGGUAGCGGCGACGGCAGACUCACGGGUAGCGGGAUCUCAUCGUCGCUGUCAUCCGGCGUGGAUCUGCUUCUAGACCCCUCGUCAACCACUUCCAGCAGCUUACGCGACGCUGGGUCGGGAUCGUUGGGUAUGGCGAUGGACCUCUCGUCUUCCGACGAGGAGCAUCCCACAUCAUCGCGAGGCCAGCAGAACGCUGGUGUCCGCAACAACAGCAGCGGCAAUAAUGAUCGGGACGGUCGCAAACGUGCUUUUAGCGACGCCCUCGAAGUCAUCCUCGAGUGCGCUCAGGCCACAGGUUUCAAGAGCUUCGACUCGAUGGUGCUGGCAUACUACAGUCAGAAGUUUGAGGAGACGGCCGCGAGGACAGCGGCCGUCAAUGCUGCUACUGCUACUGUCACGGGUGGGCCUUCUCUCGCCUCAACAACGGCAGCAGCAGCAGUUUCGAUGGAGAAGGCCGCUGCCCUGGCCAACGAGCAGCGCCUCAGUCGCAAUCGGGGCCUUGGCAGGCUGGUUGGGAGUGUCUUUGAGUCUUCGAGGACAAAGGGUUGGAGCGAGUGGGAGCGGUACGGCUUCUAUGAGGAGAUGCUCAACACAACGGAGCUCAUGCUCGUGGCCGAGGGUGAGCAGGCGAGGGAGACGCUGAGAGCCGCGCUUGGCGCUCUGCUGUCGUCAGCACAGGAUCAGCAGCAUAACGCCACGUCCUCAUCCUCAUCGGUGCCGCUAGACCGUACACACACGAACAAGAUGAAACAAAUGAUUCAACAUGAGGUCAGUUGUGUUCCCUUUUCCUCUUGA